Messenger RNA from Notothenia coriiceps (black rockcod), 478 nucleotides. Its product is annotated as myosin-1-like. Bases 95 to 463 code for a protein of 122 amino acids. Gene Ontology annotation, cellular component: myosin complex. NCBI's taxonomy places the organism in Eukaryota, Metazoa, Chordata, Actinopteri, Perciformes, Nototheniidae. The record is from RefSeq and is a predicted model, not a curated record. Gene Ontology annotation, molecular function: actin filament binding; cytoskeletal motor activity; ATP binding. The transcript is spliced from 4 exons.
AGUGUGGUGGAAGACAAUCGGAGACUUCAGCUUGUGGAUUGUGGAAUAUUUCUGUCUUUUCUCACGAAGAGUGGAACAGAAAUAAACUGCCACCAUGAGUACCGACGCAGAGAUGGCCACUUAUGGCAAAGCUGCCAUUUACCUUCGUAAGCCAGAGAGGGAAAGAAUUGAGGCUCAAAGCGCACCAUUUGAUGCCAAGAGUGCCUGCUAUGUGGCUGAUAGCAAGGAGCUGUACUUGAAGGCAACAAUCCUCAAGAAAGAUGGUGGCAAAGCCACUGUCAAAAUACUGGGAACUGAGGAUGAGAGGGUAGUGAAAGAAGAGGAUGUGAGCCCAAUGAACCCUCCCAAGUAUGACAAGAUUGAGGACAUGGCCAUGAUGACCCAUCUCAAUGAAGCCUCUGUGCUGUAUAACCUCAAAGAGCGUUAUGCAGCAUGGAUGAUCUACGUAAAACUAUUUGCCUAAUGAAAUUAAAAAAUG